Molecule: messenger RNA, 2777 nt
Organism: Pongo pygmaeus (Bornean orangutan)
Lineage: Eukaryota; Metazoa; Chordata; Mammalia; Primates; Hominidae
Gene: ENPP5
Product: ectonucleotide pyrophosphatase/phosphodiesterase family member 5
Exons: 5
Coding region: 412-1845 (477 amino acids)
Source: RefSeq, a predicted model, not a curated record
AGGCAGCGCCCGCCCCUGCCCCCGCUGAUUGACAGGCCGUGCAGCUACUCCUGGAAGCCUGGCUUUCGGGGGCAACCCAGGCAGAGGUGACUAUCUCUGCAGCAACCAAUAGCAGCCAGGAGGCGGGGCGGGGAAGCGGCGCGGUCAGGUGCUCCGCUCCAGAGUUGAGCGCAGGUGAGCUCCUGCGCGUUCCGGGGGUGCCCUUUCCUCCAGUCACCUUCCCGCAGUUACCCGCGGCGCGCCGGAGGGAGUCUCCUCCAGACCCUCCCUCCCGUUGCCCCAAACUAAUACGGACUGAACGGAUCGCUGCGAGGGUGGGAGAGCAAAUUAGGGGGAGAAAGGACAGAGAGAGCAACUACCAUCCAUAGCCAGAUAGAUUAUCUUACACUGAACUGAUCAAGUACUUUGAAAAUGACUUCAAAAUUUCUCUUGGUGUCCUUCAUACUUGCUGCACUGAGUCUUUCAACCACUUUUUCUCUCCAACCAGACCAGCAAAAGGUUCUACUAGUUUCUUUUGAUGGAUUCCGUUGGGAUUACUUAUAUAAAGUUCCAACGCCCCAUUUUCAUUAUAUUAUGAAAUAUGGUGUUCAUGUGAAGCAAGUUACUAAUGUUUUUAUUACAAAAACCUACCCUAACCAUUAUACUUUGGUAACUGGCCUCUUUGCAGAGAAUCAUGGGAUUGUUGCAAAUGAUAUGUUUGAUCCUAUUCGGAACAAAUCUUUCUCCUUGGAUCACAUGAAUAUUUAUGAUUCCAAGUUUUGGGAAGAAGCGACACCAAUAUGGAUCACAAACCAGAGGGCAGGACAUACUAGUGGUGCAGCCAUGUGGCCCGGAACAGAUGUAAAAAUACAUAAGCGCUUUCCUACUCAUUACAUGCCUUACAAUGAGUCAGUUUCAUUUGAAGAUAGAGUUGCCAAAAUUAUUGAAUGGUUUACGUCAAAAGAGCCCAUAAAUCUUGGUCUUCUCUAUUGGGAAGACCCUGAUGACAUGGGGCACCAUUUGGGACCUGACAGUCCGCUCAUGGGGCCUGUCAUUUCAGAUAUUGACAAGAAGUUAGGAUAUCUCAUACAAAUGCUAAAAAAGGCGAAAUUGUGGAACACUCUGAACCUAAUCAUCACAAGUGAUCAUGGAAUGACGCAGUGCUCUGAGGAAAGGUUAAUAGAACUUGACCAGUACCUGGAUAAAGACCACUAUACCCUGAUUGAUCAAUCUCCAGUAGCAGCCAUCUUGCCAAAAGAAGGUAAAUUUGAUGAAGUCUAUGAAGCACUAACUCACGCUCAUCCUAAUCUUACUGUUUACAAAAAAGAAGAGAUUCCAGAAAGGUGGCAUUACAAAUACAACAGUCGAAUUCAACCAAUCAUAGCAGUGGCUGACGAAGGGUGGCACAUUUUACAGAAUAAGUCAGAUGACUUUCUGUUAGGCAACCACGGUUAUGAUAAUGCGUUAGCAGAAAUGCAUCCAAUAUUUUUAGCCCAUGGUCCUGCCUUCAGAAAGAAUUUCUCAAAAGAAGCCAUGAACUCCACAGAUUUGUACCCACUACUAUGUCACCUCCUCAAUAUCACCACCAUGCCACACAAUGGAUCAUUCUGGAAUGUCCAGGAUCUGCUCAAUUCAGCAAUGCCAAGGGUGGUCCCUUAUACACAGAGUACUAUACUCCUCCCUGGUAGUGUUAAACCAGCAGAAUAUGACCAAGAGGGGUCAUACCCUUAUUUCAUAGGGGUCUCUCUUGGCAGCAUUAUAGUGAUUGUAUUUUUUGUAAUUUUCAUUAAACAUUUAAUUCACAGUCAAAUACCUGCCUUACAAGAUAUGCAUGCUGAAAUAGCUCAACCAUUAUUACAAGCCUAAUGUUACUUUGAAGUGGAUUUGUAUAUUGAAGUGGAGAUUCCAUAAUUAUAUCAGUGUUUAAAGGUUUCAAAUUCUGGGAAACCAGUUCCAGACAUUUGCAGAAACCAUUAAGCAGUUACAUAUUUAGGUACACACACACACACACACACACACACACACACACAGGGACCAAAAUACUUACACCUGCAAAGGAAUAAAGAUGUGAAAGUAUGUCUCCAUUGUUCACUGUAGCAUAGGGAUAGAUAAGAUCCUGCUUUAUUUGGACUUGGCACAUAUAAUGUAUAUAUUUAGCAACUUUGCACUAUGUAAAGUACCUUAUAUAUUGCACUUUAAAUUUCUCUCCUGAUGGGUACUUUAAUUUGAAUGCACUUUAUGGACAGUUAUGUCUUAUAACUUGAUUGAAAAUGACAACUUUUUGCACCCAUGUCACAGAAUACUUGUUACUCAUUGUUCAAACUGAAGGAAAUUUCUAAUAAUCCCGAAUACUGAAUGUAGAAAUCUAUCUCCAUAAAUUGAGAGAAGAAGAAAGUGAUAAGUGUUGAAAAUCAAAUGUGAUAACCUUUGAACCUUGAAUUUUGGAGAUGUAUUCCCAAGAGCAGAAUGCAACUGUGGGCAUUUCAUGUCUUAUUUCUUUCCAGAGAACAUGGUUUUCAUUUAUUUUUCCCUCAAAAGAGAGUCAAAUACUGACAGAUUCGUUUUAAAUAUAUUCUUUCUGUCAUAAAAUUAUUGUGAUUUCCUGAUGAGUCAUAUUACUGUGAUUUUCAUAAUAAUGAAGAUACCAUGAAUAUACUUUUUUUCUAUAUAGUUCAGCAAUGGCCCGAAUAGAAGCGACCAGGCACCAUCUCAGCAAUGUUUUCUCUUGUUUGUAAUUAUUUGCUCCUUUGAAAAUUAAAUCACUAUUAAUUACAUUAAAAUCAAAUUGGAUAAAACAA